AGGAAGAUACAGACCCAUGCGCUAAGGAAAAAAGCUGUAGCAGCCCAAGAUUAGAAAACGAAAAGGACGAAAAACUAGGUCCUUGCUAGUACGUGACAUAAGUCUGGGUUUUGGGGCUGCUGUUUACCUCAGGCGCUAAGGCUGUGACUGAUAAAUAAGAAACCAGCAAGCUAUGGAGGUCAGAGGGUUCUACUUCCCAAGACAAAGGCAAGUUGUAUUUCUCUUUCUAUUUUGGGGAGUGUCCUUGGCAGAUUCUGGGCUUAGACGUUAUUGGGUAACAGAGGAAACAGAAAGAGGAUCAUUUAUAGUCAAUCUGGCAAAAGAUCUGGGACUAGCAGAGGGAGAGCUGGCUGCAAGGGGAACCAGGGUGGUUUCAGAUAACAAACAAUGCUUGCUUCUGGAUUCUUAUACUGGGGAUUUGCUCACAAAUGAGAAACUGGACCGAGAGAAACUGUGUGGCCUCACAGACCCCUGUAUGCUGUAUUUCCAAAUUUUAAUGGAUAACCCUUUUCAGAUUUAUCAGGCUGAACUGAGAGUCAGGGAUAUAAACGAUCACUCACCAGUGUUUCGCAACAAAGAGAUGGUCUUAAAAAUACUAGAAAACACACCAAAAGGGACAACAUUUCGACUAGAAAGAGGACAGGAUUCAGAUGUAGGACUUAAUGGAAUCCAAAACUACACCAUCAACUCCAACUCUGUUUUCCAUGUUAAAAUUAGUGACAGUGAUGAAGGUAUGAUAUAUCCGGAGUUAGUGUUAGAUAAAGCACUGGAUUGGGAGGAGCAGAAGGAGCUCACUUUAACCCUCACAGCUCUGGAUGGUGGAUAUCCACCAAGAUCUGGGACUUCCACUAUACGAAUAGUGGUCCUGGACAUCAAUGACAAUGCUCCACAGUUUGCUCAGGCACUGUAUGAGGCUCAUACUCCAGAAAACAGCCCAGUAGGGUCCCUUAUUGUUAAAGUCUCUGCAGAAGAUGUUGACUCUGGGGUCAAUGCUGAAGUGUCCUAUUCAUUUUUUGAUGCUGCUGAAGAUAUUCCAACAACUUUUCAAAUUAAUUCUUUUUCUGGAGAAAUCAUUCUCAGAGAGUUACUUGAUUAUGAAUUAGUAAAGUCUUACAAAAUAAAUAUACAGGCUACCGAUGGUGGGGGUCUUUCUGCAAGAUGUACAGUUUGGGUCCAGGUAUUAGACACCAAUGACAAUCCUCCUGAACUGAUUAUGUCAUCACUUUCCAACCACAUUGCUGAGAACUCUCCUGAGAUGGUACUGGCAGUUUUCAGGAUUAUAGACAGAGAUUCUGGAGAAAAUGGAAAGAUGGUUUGUUACAUUCAAGAUUAUCUGCCAUUCCUGCUGAAGCACUCAGUGGACAAUUUUUACAUACUAAUGACGAAUGGAGCCCUGGACAGAGAAAGCCAAGCUGAGUACAACAUCACUAUCACUGUCACUGACCUGGGGACACCCAGGCUGCAAACCCAGCAAAACAUAACAGUGCUGGUCUCUGACGUCAAUGACAACGCCCCCACUUUCACCCAAACCUCCUACAACCUGUUCGUCCACGAAAACAACAGCCCCGCCCUGCACAUAGGCACCAUCAGGGCCACAGACAGGGACUCAGGCACCAACGCCCAGGUCACCUACUCCCUGCUGCCACCUCAGGACCCUCACCUGCCCCUCGCCUCCCUGGUCUCCAUCAACGCCGACAACGGACACCUGUUCGCCCUGAGGGCGCUGGACUUUGAGGCCCUGCAGGCGUUCGAGUUCCGCGUGGGUGCCACAGACCGAGGCUCCCCCGCGCUGAGCAGCGAGGCGCUGGUGCGCGUGGAGGUGGUGGACGCCAACGACAACUCGCCCUUCGUGCUGUACCCGCUGCAGAACGGCUCUGCGCCCUGCACCGAGCUGGUGCCCAGGGCGGCCGAGGCCGGCUACUUGGUGACCAAGGUGGUGGCGGUGGACGGCGACUCGGGCCAGAACGCCUGGCUGUCGUACCAGCUGCUCAAGGCCACGGAGCCCGGGCUGUUCAGCGUGUGGGCGCACAAUGGCGAGGUGCGCACCGCCAGGCUGCUGAGCGAGCGCGACGCGGCCAAGCACAGGCUGCUGGUGCUGGUGAAGGACAAUGGCGAGCCUCCGCUGUCCGCCAGCGUCACGCUGCACGUGCUGCUGGUGGACGGCUUCUCCCAGCCCUACCUGCCGCUCCCGGAGGCGGCGGCGGAGCAGGCCCAGGCCGACUCGCUCACCGUCUACCUGGUCAUCGCCUUGGCCUCGGUGUCCUCGCUCUUCCUGUUCUCGGUGCUGCUGUUCGUGGCGGUGAGGCUGUGCAGGAGGGACGGGGCGGCCUCGAGACUGAAUCUCAUGGUCCUCACCACCUGCCUAUUGUAGUUCCUUCAUGUAAGAAGUCAUCCACCCUUGGAAACUUAUUUGCCAUGUCAUUCUAAAUCACAGCAUUAGAAAGAAACAUCUCUUUAUUAAUGUAUUCAUAGUAGAUGAAAUGCUAUUGCAUGAUCGAUAUUGGACUCCAAUAAUAUCUUUGUCUUUGUAUUGUUUUCUUUAAAUACACUGUUUUUAGUUGGCUAAUAUUUCUAUGUUCUUUUUGUUGAUAAUAUAUGUUAUAAGUAUAUGUGUGUAUAAGGGAUUAUGCCUCAUAAUUCAAACAAAAUUUUUAAAUGCA
Messenger RNA from Nycticebus coucang (slow loris), 2660 nucleotides. Its product is annotated as protocadherin beta-9-like. Gene Ontology annotation, molecular function: calcium ion binding. Gene Ontology annotation, biological process: homophilic cell-cell adhesion. Gene Ontology annotation, cellular component: plasma membrane. The record is from RefSeq and is a predicted model, not a curated record. The transcript is spliced from 2 exons. Lineage: Eukaryota; Metazoa; Chordata; Mammalia; Primates; Lorisidae. Bases 173 to 2371 code for a protein of 732 amino acids.